Molecule: messenger RNA, 7150 nt
Organism: Electrophorus electricus (electric eel)
Lineage: Eukaryota; Metazoa; Chordata; Actinopteri; Gymnotiformes; Gymnotidae
Source: RefSeq, a predicted model, not a curated record
ACCGAUAACCAGCUUUGUCGUUUUUUCAUUAAAAGUAGUACCAGAAAAGUCGUAUCACAUAUAAGUAGUUACUUAUGUAUGAGACGUAAAUAACAUAACCCGUAUGCUCUGAAAGGACACAAGCAAACUUGUGGAAGAAAGAAAGUACAAAAAGCCAAAGCGUCUGAAUCAUGAGUAGAAUCCAAACCCCCGACAUUAAUCUGAAAGCCUGUAUCAGUGUGAACACAGGCCUCGGGAUUUACAAGUGGCAGUUUUUUUUUAAUGGAAUUUACCGGAGAGAUCACGUUAAAGAGUGCCACGGGAGCAAAAAUCGCUAAAUGAUGACAAAGUGAGGCCAGCAAAUGCGUCUUCAGGAUUGCCUACUUUGUUCAACCGUUAUGGACCGAGACCCACCACUUGCAGAAAAAAACUGCUUGCUAAUGAACAUUUUAGCAGAUUCUUUCAGUAAUGCAGCAGCCCCGUCCGCCUCAUCACGCACUACGAACGAAGGAGGAGUGUCGGUCCAAACUCGAGCACAACUCUCCGUUCUGUCGUGAAGUGCGAGUCCUUCAGCUUAUCCGUGGUAGCAGUGGCUGGCACGAGACCGCUCCACCAUUCACACGCUUUAAAGCUUAGGCUAUUUUAAGCAUACGCGCCGUUGCGACGCAUAAAACGCAUUUCUAAAUCAGACUGAUAUCCUCAACAGUUUGGGAUCAAAUGUGUAAAGGAAUUUUAUUUCGGAUUUUUCUCGUAUUGCUGUUUUAUCUUUGCAAAAAUGUCGCAGGAACUCCAAACAUGGUGUCCAUCAGUGUCGUGGGUCACACAGGACCAAUGGUUGAGGGCACAUGGUAUGAGCUCCGGUGUGACGUUCAGAAAGUUGCUCCUGAUCAGCUCCUCACUGUGAGGUGGUACAAAGGACAAACUCUACUGACAGAUACGUCCUUUAAUGACUCCAUCAAGACUCCAGUGGACAAGUCUGCGACAUACUGGAUCUUUGCCAACACAACUGAUGAUGGAGCUGAGUACCGGUGUGAGGCGGUGCUGAGACAGAGACAAGCAGGACCUCAGCCUCCUACAACUGAGAUGUCAGAGCCUCUUCUUGUUACAGUAUACUGUAACUGUCCUGUUGUUCUUCAGCCUCCUGCAGUGGUGGUGGAAUACGGAACUUCUGUCUCAGCGAACUGCUCCACUUCCAAACCACAUUUUGAGAUGGCCUGGGAGGUGUCUCAGGGAGCUGUGGACCCGCAGGAGGGUGUCCAGCUGAUCACCUGGAACGUGCCUAGGCUUGAGGAGUGGGACAUAAAGCCAUUAUGCUACAUUAACAUAAAAAACCAAGAAAGACCGGAUAAAAGGCAUCUCCCAGUUAUUGUGUAUAAAACUCCAGACAGUGUGUCCAUUAGCAUCGUGAAUCACACAGGACCAGUGACUGAGGGCACACAGUACGAGCUCCAGUGUGACGUUCAGAAUGUUGCUCCUGUUCACCGCCUCACUGUGAAGUGGUACAAGGGACAAACUCUACUGACAGACACAUUCUUUAAUGACCCCACCAAGACUCCAGUGAACCAGUCUGCUACACUCCAGAUCUCCCCCAGCAGAGCUGAUGAUGCAGCUGACUACUGGUGUGAGGCAGAGCUCAGACUGGGACCAGCAGCACCUCAGCCUCCUCCUACAAUGAAAUCAGAUCCUCUCCACAUCACUGUGAAUUAUAAGCCUGUUAUCAACAAGGGCAAACUGCCAGCCACCGUGCCAGUGUUUUGGGGCUAUCCAGAGGUACUUGUUUGCGAGGCCGAGGGUCAUCCCUCACCUGUCAUCUCAUGGACCUCCACCAGAGCUGAGGGUGGAAACCUGACCAUAACAGUAGCCACAAUUGAGAAUGACGGUGUGUACAACUGCACUGCAACUAACUCUGCUGGUACUGACAUUGUGUCAGUGAAAGUGGUCAUGAAAGAGGACUACCUGCCCAUGGUUGCAGGUUUUGUUGCACUGGUGGUGGUGGCCACCUCAUUGAUCUUCAUCUGCAUAUACUCCAUCUACUACAAAAAUAAGAAGAUGGGCGCCUACACCAUGGAGGGUGCCAACCCCAGCGCUCAGAAAGGGAACAUAGCAAAGAAUGGGAAAGACCACUCCAUUCCCAUGAAGAAGCUCUCACAGAGCACUAUCUGUGCGUUGUUGAUCGCACAGAUCCACCCAGUACUGAUAUCCUCAACAGUUUGGGAUCAAAUGUGUAAAGGAAUUUUAUUUCGGAUUUUUCUCGUAUUGCUGCUUUAUCUUUGCAAAAAUGUCGCAGGAUCUCCAAACAUGGUGUCCAUCAGUGUCGUGGGUCACACAGGACCAAUGAUUGAGGGCACAUGGUAUGAGCUCCGGUGUGACAUUCAGAAUGUUGCUCCUGAUCAGCUCCUCACUGUGAGGUGGUACAAAGGACAAACUCUACUGACAGAUACGUCCUUUAAUGACUCCAUCAAGACUCCAGUGGACAAGUCUGCGACAUACUGGAUCUUUGCCAACACAACUGAUGAUGGAGCUGAGUACCGGUGUGAGGCGGUGCUGAGACAGAGACAAGCAGGACCUCAGCCUCCUACAACUGAGAUGUCAGAGCCUCUUCUUGUUACAGUAUACUGUAACUGUCCUGUUGUUCUUCAGCCUCCUGCAGUGGUGGUGGAAUACGGAACGUCUGUCUCAGUGAACUGCUCCACUUCCAAACCACAUUUUGGGAUGGCCUGGGAGGUGUCUCAGGGAGCUGUGGACCCGCAGGAGGGUGUCCAGCUGAUCACCUGGAACGUGCCUAGGCUUGAGGAGUGGGACAUAAAGCCAUUAUGCUACAUUAACAUAAAAAACCAAACAAAACCAGAUAAAAGGCAUCUCCCAGUUAUUGUGUAUAAAACUCCAGACAAUGUGUCCAUUAGCAUCGUGAAUCACACAGGACCAGUGACCGAGGGCACACAGUACGAGCUCCAGUGUGACGUUCAGAAUGUUGCUCCUGUUCACCGCCUCACUGUGAAGUGGUACAAGGGACAAACUCUACUGACAGACACAUUCUUUAAUGACCCCACCAAGACUCCAGUGAACAGGUUUGCUACACUCCAGAUCUCCCCCAGCAGAGCUGAUGAUGCAGCUGACUACUGGUGUGAGGCAGAGCUCAGACUGGGACCAGCAGCACCUCAGCCUCCUACAAUGAAAUCAGAUCCUCUCCACAUCACUGUGCAUUAUGGUCCUGAAAUUUCCGACUGUCCUGAGUAUGUGUGGCUAAAGGAGGGAGAGAACCUGGAGGGCUACUGCAGUGUCACAGGAAAUCCACUGCCUGAGCCUAGAUGGCUGAAGGCAGGGAAGCCCAUUGACCCCACCAGCCCACUCAGGAGGACAGAAAACAGACAUAAUUACACCAUGUACAUUAAUGAAGAUACUCGGCAGCAUCUGAUGGUGUUUGUGAUGUAUGGACCAGAGAUUUCAUGUAGAAAACAUAUCACAGUUCUAGAGAACGAGGAAGUGGAGCCCAACUGUACAGCUGAAGGUUUUCCACCACCUGAAGUGACUUGGUUUAAGGAGGAACAGAGAGUGUAUUUCCCACAAAGAAUGCAAAGGGCUGAUGCAGGGAAAUACGUCCUAGUAGCAGUGAACAACUCCACCUCCAAUCACACACUGGAAAUCGAGGUGCAGUACUCUCCUUCGGACAUUAUGGGGCUGAAUGAUCAGUCUGUAACUCAGGGGUCCAAAGUGGAUCUGAAUUGCACUUCCUCUGCCUGGCCUCGGCCAGAUUAUGAAUGGAUCUACCACCCAGAACCCAACGUGAGGAUUGUGAGUGAAGACGGCGUGUCCAAGCUCUCCAUAGCCAGUGCCAGUGGAAAUAACACGGGCACGUACACUUGCAUUGCCAGCAAUACUCUGGGGAAAACGAAUCUGACUGUUAGAGUUGAUGUCCAAGGUGCAGAGGCUCUAUGUCCUCUUAUUGUGAACCCUUCUCAUGUCGUCUUGGAAUACAGAGGAUCCGUUGUGGUGGAAUGUAAUACGUCGGUGUCGCCUUCUGACUUGCACUGGGAAUUUUUAAACCACAGAGUUAAUAAUGGAACCCUGCUAGUUAACUCCUCACAGUUUAAGAACUGGGAUGAAACGCCACGGUGCACCGGAAAAUUUAUCGGGCUUGACACCUGUACAAAACAUGUGGACAUUACUCUAUACAAAACUCCAGACAAUGUGUCCAUUAGCAUCGUGAAUCACACAGGACCAGUGAUCGAGGGCACACAGUACGAGCUCCAGUGUGACGUUCAGAAUGUUGCUCCUGUUCAGCUCCUCACUGUGAAGUGGUACAAGGGACAAACUCUACUGACAGAUACAUUCUUUAAUGACUCCAUCAAGACUCCAGUGAACCAGUCUGCUACACUCCAGAUCUCCCCCAGCAGAGCUGAUGAUGCAGCUGACUACUGGUGUGAGGCAGAGCUCAGACUGGGACCAGCAGGACCUCAGCCUCCUCCUACAAUGAAAUCAAAUCCUCUCAACAUCACUGUGUACUAUAAGCCUGUUAUCAACAAGGGCAAACUGCCAGCCACCAUGCCAGUGUUUUGGGGCUAUCCAGAGGUACUUGUUUGCGAGGCCGAGGGUCAUCCCUCACCUGUCAUCUCAUGGACCUCCACCAGAGCUGAGGGUGGAAACCUGACCAUAACAGUAGCCACAAUUGAGAAUGACGGCGUGUACAACUGCACUGCAACUAACUCUGCUGGUACUGACAUUGUGUCAGUGAAAGUGGUCAUGAAAGUUGACAGUUGCCCCGUCAUGCUUACACCUCCUGUAGUGCUGCUGGAAUACGGAGCUUCCAUCUCAGUGGACUGUUCCACGUCCAUCGCCCACAGGGGGAUGGGCUGGGAGGCAUCUCAGGGACAAGUGGACACGGGGGACGAUGUCCAGCUGAUCACCUGGAGUGUGCCCAAGCUUGUGGAGUGGGACAUAAAGCCAGUUUGCUACGUCAUCAUAAAUAAAGCAGGAAUACGCUGCCAGCGCAGUCUCACAAUUAAUAUUUACAAAACACCAGACAGUGUGUCCAUUAGCAUCGUGGGUCACACAGGACCAGUGACUGAGGGCAGACAAUACGAGCUCCAGUGUGACAUUCAGAAUGUUGCUCCUGUUCGGCUCCUCACUGUGAAGUGGUACAAAGGACACACUCUUGAGGCAAAGACGUCGAUCUCUGACUCCUCUGAGAGUCCAGUAAACCACUCCACAAGAUUUUGGAUCAUCCCUAGCAGAGCUGAUGAUGGAGCCCAGUACAGGUGUGAAGCUGAGCUGGAUCUCAGCUUGGACAGCACUGGAACUCAACGUGCUCCUAGACUGUCAUCAGGUGUUCUUAAUGUUACAGUACACUACAGCCCCGAGGCCUCCGGACUUGUGGAAAUCUUUGACCAGUUGUCUGAAGACGUCAUGUUGAACUGCACAGUAGCAGCAAAUCCACCCCCCUGGUAUACCUGGCACUCAACAAAUAUGAAAAAGGAAUUUAAUCAGGGCCUGCCACUCCUGUUUUCAUCUUCUUUGAGUUCAGGGAACUACACUUGCACUGCCUCAAACAUCAUCGGCACCGUCAGCAAACUGUUCAUCGUCAAAGCCAAACCUGAAGGUGGCAAACGCUCCACUUUCUGGGCUAUUGUAGGAGCCUUUGUUGGGUUGGCCGUGGUGUUGAUAGUUAGCUAUAUACUCAAAAUGAGGAUUGGCUAGAGUUGGAGCCUUCUCAAAGACAUGUUAACCAUUUUUCUGAGUGUGAGCCAACUCUAGGAGUGUACACUGAGGAAGAUUCCUGGUUCUUCAGAAGAUCCUGCAAAGAGUUCAAUUUACUACUUUAGAGAAAAUCUUCAAGCUCAGACCCUACUGAGUUUCAUUCCACAGUGGUAAUGUUAAAGUGCAGAAAUGAGCACGACUCUUUUCCUUCAUACAUCUGUGGUCAGUCAGACCCCAAAGCGCCAUAUUUCUGCUGUGAAUGUACCUCACCCAGUCAGGUAAACAGUACCACUUUAGAGAAAUGUUGUGUUUAUGUUUUUAUCUUAUUUAUCUUUUCUGGAGACAUUUAUUAAGCAUGUGCAACUUAUUGUGGUUAUCACCUGUUUAAGAACAGCUAAAUGGUGUGACAUUUCACUAAUACUUGCUUUUUGUUCAAUAUAAUUACAGUCCAAUAUAGUCGUAAUUUAAUCAUUAAUUCACAUUAUUAUUUUUUGUUGUCAGCACUGAGUUGCACAUAAUGAAUGAACCUCUUGCAGCAGUUCAGAGCAGUGCACUUUUAAAUGCCACUGAGACUGUUAAAAAUGCUUCAUUUGGUAAACCUGUUCUACUGCAUUUGAGGGACUUCAGCUUUUAACUGAUUAACUAAAAUGCUAAUUAGGUAUUAGGAAUAUUUUAUUAAAUAAGUGGAUCAUGUGUUUAAUCAAUGAACUACUCUGUUCAGUUUAAUUAUAAUUAGUUCAUUAAAAUCACUCAACUUAUUUAAUAAACAAGGUGAUAACUGGUGAGAAAGCAGGGUUUAAUGAAACAUUAUAACUAAUUAAGCUAUUUACAUCACUGUCUCUUCCAUAACCUCAUUGUCAUUGCCUGUCUCAUGUGAUAGAUUAUUGUUUUUAUAGCUUUUUCUAAAAUGAUUCUUUAUUACCUUUCUCAUAAAAGGUUAUCUGGAUGUUUGGAUGUUUUGGGACUUUGCCUAAUGAUUGUGUUUAUUCAUUUAGUUACAAUACUCAUAGACCAGAUGAUUCAACUGACCUACAAAUGAGUCCUAUAUUUUAUAAAAUUCAAAGUCUUUCAACCCAGCAAAUGUACAACUGUAUUAAGAUAUAUUUGAUUUUGUAGAUUUUCAAGGUGUAUCAGACAUUGUCUUUUUUUUUUUUUUAAGUGCUUUAUUCUCCCUUGUGUACUCAACAAACAUGGUGUUUGUGUGCGGUUGUCAUACAUCAUGUCUCCUUUCUGGGACAUGUCGACUCUCCCAAGGUUUACCCAUGACAGCAGCAAAGUCUCUCCAAUGUUCUCAGCUGGGAGGAUUAUCUCUGGAACAGUUAUCAGUGACUAGUGGGGACCACUAGUGUGACAAGUACGCUUGCAUAAUGCUUUACUUUUUCUUCUCUGUUGUUUUUUUUUCAUUUUGCAGUCAUCAGACUGAAUGAAAGAUCUGUAUCCAUGGAGAUGUGUUGCAUAAAACGUACGAAUGUCUGAA